AUGAAUCUCUCAAUCUGUGUUUUUAUUUUAAUACUCGCUGCAUGCGAUGGGGAAAUAAUUACGAGUAUGGAGGUAUCCGUUCUAACCAACUUUGUUGCAAGCCUAGUUAAAACCAAGCAAGCAAUAGUGUUUUCGUGUUCACUUAAUGAUUUUAAAGAAAUAUCUCUUGCAUUGUUGGGAAUCAAUCAAUUCGUGAGCGUAGUUAACCUUAACCAAACCUAUUCCCUAACAUCCAUAUUGACGCGGGAAAAUUACGCUCGAACUUCUGUUCUAGUAAAUGCCAGAUGCAGUGGAUCAUCUGAACUUCUUUUUAAAGCAUCUGAAAAUAAGUAUUUCAACAAAACUUACCAGUGGUUCCUCUGGGGUGUUGAUCUUGAGGUUCAAUCCCUAUUCCCCCUAACUCUCAAGUAUGUUGGUCCCAACGCCCAGAUAACCUAUGUUAAUGAAACCACAGAUGGUUAUGCGUAUUGGGAUAUUCAUUCAAAAGGACGACACCUAAAAUCGCAUUUGGAAAUAAAUUUAAUAGCAACAUUAAUAAACGAUACAUUGAGUAUAGUUUGCGAUAUUUUCCAUUUGCAAAGCAUUGAUUUUCGCGGACAAUUUAACGGAAUCACUCUAAGAGGAGCAAGUGUUAUCGACAAGGAGGAUAUAUUCUCGAAUGAACAAAUUGAAUCCAUUCUUUCGAGACCAACGAAAGAUGCUGGAGUUGCUGCAUUUAUUAAGUAUCACUACGAGCUUCUUGGACUUCUAAGAGAACGCUUCAACUUCACGGUUAAUUUCCGAAAUUCUAGGGGAUGGGCUGGACGGUUGGGCAAUACUACCUUUCGACUCGGCCUCUUGGGGAUCGUUAUGCGAAAUGAGGCAGAUAUUGCCGCAUCCGGUGCCUUUAAUCGAAUUAAUCGUUUUGCAGAGUUUGAUAUAAUACACCAAAGCUGGAGAUUUGAGACGGCUUUUCUAUACCGCUAUACUUCUGAUUUGGAUACUCAUGGAAAAAGUGGUAACUUUCUGUCGCCAUUCAGCGACAGAGUUUGGUUAUUCUGUCUAUUAACCCUUGGUGUUUUUAGCAUCAUUUGGGUGCUAUUUGAAAUUAUCGACUCCAAAAUUUUACAUAGACGAAUUAAUUGCCAAAUUCCGGAACAUUUUCAUAAAAUUACGGUAAACGGCAUUAAGACCACAUGCAUUGAACGAAUUCUGCAGACUUUUGGAGCUUGCUGCCAACAGGGAUUGGAUCCAAAUCCUGUAGAUCGUUCAGUGCGCUUUUUAGUAAUGACUCUAUUCUUAUUCUCCCUGGUAAUGUACAACUAUUAUACCUCUUCCGUGGUGGGCGGAUUGCUUAGUUCUUCAGAUCAGGGCCCCUCUACCGUCGACGAAAUAACAGCAAGUCCCUUAAAAAUAUCAUUUGAAGACAUUGGUUACUACAAAGUCUUAUUCCGAGAAAGCCAAAAUCGAUCUAUUACAAGAUUAAUAGAGAAAAAGCUGUCUUCGUCAAGAACUUUGAGUGAAUUGCCAAUCUUUAGCCAUAUCGAGGAAGCUGUUCCAUAUCUCAAAGCCGGUGGUUUCGCUUUUCAUUGUGAAGUGGUGGACGCUUAUCCGGUGAUUGCAGAAUAUUUCGACGCCAACGAGAUCUGUGAUUUGCGCGAAGUCUCUGGUCUAAUGGAAGUUGAAAUAAUGAAUUGGAUUUUACACAAAAACAGCCAGUAUACUGAAAUUUUUAAAUCAGCUAUGUGUAAUGCCCAGGAAAAAGGCUUUGUUGAACGAAUUCUUCGUCGGCGACAAAUCAAAAAGCCAGCCUGUCAAUCGUUAUACACCGUAUAUCCUGUGAGCUUGUCAGGGGUGUUACCUGGAUUUGUAAUUUUGAUUUGCGGAUUUGGAGUAUCGCUUCUACUUUUGUGUAUGGAGAAACUAUAUGCGCAUUUUGGAUUACGAAAAUGGUGCGGUUUUUAGAUGUGUAUUUGUUG
Messenger RNA from Drosophila teissieri, 1958 nucleotides. RefSeq names its product ionotropic receptor 75a (gene Ir31a). Gene Ontology annotation, molecular function: ligand-gated monoatomic ion channel activity. NCBI's taxonomy places the organism in Eukaryota, Metazoa, Arthropoda, Insecta, Diptera, Drosophilidae. The record is from RefSeq and is a predicted model, not a curated record. Gene Ontology annotation, cellular component: membrane.